Cantharellus anzutake is the source of this 687-nucleotide messenger RNA. RefSeq lists its product as uncharacterized. The record is from RefSeq and is a predicted model, not a curated record. Lineage: Eukaryota; Fungi; Basidiomycota; Agaricomycetes; Cantharellales; Hydnaceae. The transcript is spliced from 2 exons. The annotation marks the transcript as partial.
CGAAAGCUCAUGUAUAAGUAGGCAGGACCCAUGUAUAAGAGUGGGUGCGGUGCAGCGACCAAGUAUUCCCUUGCUUGACCUUGCCAUAUUUACCCCCACGCACACAUUUCAAAGUCACCAAACAUGAAGUUCUUCCACACCACCUUCAUCGCCAGCUCGCUCCUCUUCCUUCUCACGUCACUCACAAGCAUCCAUUCGGCCUUUGCCUUCACAACUGGCAUGAAAGUACCCACGUACACCCUCCGACCGGGCCAUGUGUUCAACGUCACGUUCUUCACCCUUGCCUACAUCCGCCCAUCUGCUCAGUACUUUGUAAUAUUCGGACUGCAACCUGGAACGGGUCCGCUCACGGGUGGGAAUAUAGGUCAAUUUGUUUUGACCAGUUCUCAUAGCGAUUGGCUGGAGAGUGGAGACUCUGUUACGGGGUCUGGACAUUUCGAUGUGGAUGUGGCGUUGCCGGUUCACUUUAGGACUCCGAGAGGGAGGACUCAAAAGUACAGGUUGACGGCGGCUAUUUUCCAAUCAGUAAAUUUGACUGGAUUCGACCAAAUCGCAAGUAUUUUAAAGUUCUCUGAUUUCGUCACCAUCGCUCCGCACUGAGUCGACUGGGAUGUGUGGGGUGUUCAUGAGAGGGAGAGGGAGAGGGAGGGAGAAUUGAUGAUCUGUACUCAACAUUUUAAAGCGUCG